AUUUCGAAGCAAUCUAUAUAUAAUAUGACUAUAGUAAAAUCUAUUUUCUGCCAUAAAUUCUUCGUUGAAUUAUAAUUACGUAUUAGACUACUAAACAAGAUUUUCGGAUAAAUUUGUUAUCUAUAUCGUUCGAGAUAAUCAAAGUUCAAAUUGAAAUCCUGACCCGCGCAUAGUAGAUUAAAGAAAUACGUAAUACAUAUCAAAACAAUAAGAGUAUUGGAUGGAUGUAAUGGAGGAAAGAUGGACGCCUUGACGUUCGGCUCUCACAGGCUAGUUCACUUAGAUCUCAAGGGUGCUCCGCCGCGAGUCUGUUAUUUCGAAAAGUUGUUCCCAUUGUUAAGGACAUGGGGUGCCACUGGACUUUUAUUGGAAUGGGAAGACACAUUUCCAUACAAUCGGGAGCUUUCUCAUAUAGGAAGCAAUGGAUUAAGCAGUUUAAUCAGUGGAUAUACGGUUCAGGAGGCCAGACAUAUCCUACAAAUUGCAGGAGACUGUGGUUUAGCAGUUGUUCCAUUAGUACAAACAUUUGGUCAUAUGGAGUUUGUUUUGAAACAUGAUGAAUGGAGGUCCUUGAGAGAAGUGGAGCACUUUCCAAGCUCAAUUUGUCCAUCUAAUCCAAGAACAUUGUCUUUGGUAAAGACUUUGAUUCGUCAAAUAGUUAGUUUUCAUCCAGAUAUACAGUAUUUGCACAUAGGUGCAGAUGAAGUUUGGCAUUUAGGUCUUUGCUCAGUUUGUAUAAAACGUGCUGCAUCUAGCAAAUAUGGAAAACCAUCUCUGUACCUGGAACAUAUUUUGGCUAUUGCACAAUAUGUACAAGAAACAUAUCCCUACUUAAAGAUUAUCAUAUGGGACGAUAUGUUAAGAACGAUAGAUUUACAGGUUUUGAACGAUCAUUACAUUGGGAAGUAUGUGGAACCUAUGAUCUGGCACUAUAAUCCCAGAGAUAAUUUUGCUCUACCUCAUGAACUGUGGGAUAAGUAUACUGCAGUUUUUCCCCAUAUUUGGGCUGCUACUGCAUUUAAAGGUGCUACUGGAUCUUCCCAACAUGUACCAAUUAUAAGACACCAUAUAAGCAAUCAUGAGAAAUGGUUAGAAGAAUUAAGUAUACAUGUGAAUAAAGUUCAUGAAUUUCGAGGAACGGUAUUCACUGGGUGGUCAAGGUAUGAUCAUUAUGCAACAUUAUGUGAAUUAUUGCCUACUGCAAUACCAUCACUAGCAUUAUGCUUGAAAGUCUGGCUCCAUGGUUAUUCUGAACAAAUUCACAAUCAAGUGGCUAAGAAUUUAGGAUAUAUAGAUCAUCCUUUGCAUAUAACACCACAACCAAGACCUGCUCCAAUACCUAGCAAUUUGCUUUUCCCUGGAUGGCAAGUUGCAGUAGGAGUAGAAUGGUUUUUAAAUUUUCGAACUAAAUUUCAUAAUAUUAUUUCCAGUGAGCAAAUAUCCACAUGGAUGAAUCCUUGGCAAGUCGCAAAUAAUUACACAAACCCUAUGCAGUUAGAAAAUCUAGUGCCCGCUUUUACAGAACUACUAUUAGAAUUAUCUUCCUUAGAAGGAUAUUUAAGAUUUCAGAUGGAAAGCAUUUUCUUUCCAUCAAUGAUCGAUGAAUGGAUAGGUACAAAUAUUCAGCCCAUUAAGGGGAAGCUUAUGGAAUUAAAACAAACCACGGAGAAUCAAAUCAAGAUAAAUAGUCGAGUUUAGUAUUUUAAAUAAGUAUUUGCAGAUUUCUGCUUUAGAUCUCAAUGACCAACUUCAAUACAGGAGACGAAUACGGAACGAUAGGCUGAUGAAAAGUACGAAACUAUUUAGUAAAUUGUAAAAUUUUAUCUUGUAAGUAGGUGUAGCGAAGUAAAAGUAGAUAUUAAAAAGUGAUACUCCGUGCGAUAUGCACAGGAUAUAAUUUUAUAAGAGAAGGAAUGAUUAUUUUAAUACUUGGCUUAAGGACGAAUGAACUUGUGACAAUGAUUGUCACUGAGCUUUGUCAUUUUGUGAGCUGUUCUGUGAUACUUGGCUAUGAAAGGAUUAUUGUAAUGUAAUUAAGCUCAAUGACCAUAUUUCUUGGCUAUUGUGCUUAUCACAUAUGCUUCUAACUAUCUGCGUUUCUUAUUAUAUCCAUAGUAUGUGCAAAUAUUUUUUGUACUCGAUUUAGAGAUAUCUCUUUGAAAAUUUGUCAAAACUUAUAUUGAUCAGCUAUAAAAAAAUUUUAU
This is a messenger RNA of Bombus pyrosoma, 2204 nucleotides long. Its product is annotated as hexosaminidase D-like. Gene Ontology annotation, molecular function: hexosaminidase activity. The record is from RefSeq and is a predicted model, not a curated record. Gene Ontology annotation, biological process: carbohydrate metabolic process. The transcript is spliced from 10 exons. The coding region runs from base 241 to 1698 and encodes 485 amino acids. Lineage: Eukaryota; Metazoa; Arthropoda; Insecta; Hymenoptera; Apidae.